GUUCGAAGGAGGGUGCGAAAGAAAAUAAGAAAAUUGAAACAAUUCUUCGACGGCGAGCCCGUCAUUCAUACAUCAUUGAGAUCGAUUCCGAUCUCACAAAAAUAUCCAAGGUAACUAGUUACCCGAACUCUUCCCCUUCGAAAACGAACAGGUGACGAAAAGAUUUUGUGAGUUAAGGAUUAGAAGAGAUUUUCGAAUGAAACCUUUGGAUCCACGGAACACUGAACGGAGGACACUAAACAGACGACGAAGGAGAGAAAAAGAGAUAACCAAAAUUCAAAUAAACGAAGGCAUGAUGAAUGCCAACACCAAACGACCGSGAGCCGUUCCAUCGAUUGCUGUCGCCUCAAUGUUUGUCAUCGGAAUACUUUUCUCAGUCGUUCAGGUCAAUGGCAUCCGACCCGGUGCUACUUCCAGCGUGUCGCAAGUUACUAGAUCAAGUCCUAGUUGGAGACCACCACUUGCGUCACCUGGUUUGUGCGGAAAACCGUCCGAGCUGUCGUCGUCGUCGUCAUCGCGACGCUUCCGGACGCAGCUGUUCGAUGCAUCCUCGGAUUCGCGAGAAGAAGAGAUCCGAAAGAAGAUCGAAAAACUCAAGGAGGAAGGGAGGAUUGCCAACAAUAAAUCCCAGCAGGCUUCCCCCGAUGGUUUGCGGGAGAAAAAGGCUAGCGCCUACGAUGAUUACGCUGACAAAGUCCAGAAGAAAAUGGGAAAGCGGAAGGGUCAGAUUCUUGGAUUUAUGGGCGAUGGUACCAAGAAUUGGAACAAACGACCUAGUACGGGACAGGAAACUGAGUCCGAUAUUGAUGACUUUAUUGCCGAAGAAGACAAACUGGACGCCGAGCGAGCUACGGAACUAGAAAGGGGGCGAGACGAGAAACCAGAAGAAGACGAAAGAGGACGCCAGGUAAGCAGUACGGAUGGAAGARGACGCAGAGUGGGCACGCUCGGAACGCUUCCCGAAGAUUUGCGGCCAUCAAACGAAGCAGAAACGACAGUAUCGCCAUCUUCCUCGGGAAAUGACGGCAAAGAUAAAAUUAGCAUCAAUCCAGACCUGUUCGAUCUACCGAAUACCGAGCCGGACCCUCCCGAACUGACCGAAGACGAGCUCGUGGAACUUGUUGCCGAAAAGUUGGCAGCAAAGCGGGCUGCGGAAGAUGCAGAAAUCGAAGCUUCUCUCGCAGCGAAACGAGAAGCAGCACGCAAGCGAAGGGAGGAAAAGAAUGCCAAUACAACCGCAACCGACACCGACACCGACACCAGGACGACCACCGGAGUUGGGGGAUCGUGGAAUAAAAACGAAACGAAAGCCGAGGCCGAUUACACCCCAAAGGUUGGAGGCUGGGGGGUCUUUGCUCGACCCAAGUCUAUCAGCGAGGCCUACGGAGGAGGUAGACGGAUCGGUGCCGGCUACGACAAUGUGGACAACGAGAACGAGAAGUUGAAAACGCAGCAGAGGCUCAAGGAGUAUCGCGCCAAGGUAGGCAUCGAAGUUCCGUCCGAAAAAGAGCACGCGGCCGAGAUUGAGACGGCACUGGCGAUUGGACAGCGCGCUAUGCAAAGAGGAAUCUACGCGACGGCGGUUUCGGCUCUGGAAAAGGUCACGAUAUGGUGUUCUACGAAUUCCAAGGUUGGUUCCAAGGUCUACCUGGAACUGGCCAUGGCUUACGAGGCUGUAGGCAGGACGAAAGAAGCCAGCCAGAUCUACAAGACUCUGUCGGAGUGCAGAAUGGAAGACGUGAAGUACAACGCAAAGCGACUGCUCUAUGGACUCGAGGCUAUGGAAGUAAUGAAGGAUGUAAGCUCGGAUUUUACCAGAAAGAAAACGCGGAACGCAUUUAUCGACGCGACCGGACUGGACAACUUUGCAUCGAAUUUCGACGACGUCUACCAGACUGCCUACGUCGAUAUGGACAAUGGCUUUUACAAAAAGCUGACCGAAUCGGUCGUUCGAUCGAUACGAGAAGCRAGGCAGAUUCUGAUCCAAGCGCAGGGGAAGGGCGAGGUGAGCCGGACGAGAAUCGUCCAAGCGCUUCGGUGCAUCAACCGGAACUACGAAGAACUGCUGMAGAACGAGAUCAAUAUGUCGACCACGCAGGAACCCACCGCGUUUUUGAACGGAAAGCCAAUCGAAACGGACAAGGCAUCCGACUCGGGGAAAUCCAUGGCGGCCCUCGGUGACUUUCAGCUGUUGGGCGCCGACGAAAUGAUUCAGAACAUGGACGGCGAAUGGAAGCUCCAGCUCCUGGCCGACAAGACGGGAGACGGGGUCUCGUUUUUCAACACRACCACCGCCAUYCAGAGGUUCAGCGUCGACGACAUGACCUUUUCGGCCGAGGGCCCKUCCGGRUUGACGACCGAGCGGUGCUCGGGAAACAUCGAGAUGGACGCCGCUCGGCGGCUCCUGUCCCGAUCCGGCGUGGAAUCCUCGAACGACGGGGUCGGUGGGUUGCUCAGYAUGAUCGGCGGUGGCAAGAAUUCCGGGUUUUCGGCCGCCGUUUCGCGGCAGCAGCAGAUCGUCUGCGUCGACUCGCUCUUYUUGAUMACGAGGCGGUCCCGCAAAUCGCGGGGUUCCGGUGACCUCGACAAGGAGUAUUUCGGGGUGUGGCGGCGGGUCCUCCCGGACGAGACGGACGCGCCGUGAGGCGGAAUCCAUUCGAUUUCAUUCGAUCGGACGGGGACCGUCCGUGGACGAUCACGGAUGCUACUAAGUUCUUGCACACAAGAAUCCUUGUUCCKGAAACCAAUUCUUCUUUGGACCCUUUUGGAUGCAGCAAUCCUUGUUUUCGAAUCUCGCCCAAUGCCGGGGACGACCAACCACCGCACGCACGCACACACACACAGUUCGGGUUUUCUGCUGCAAGAAUCACGACGACCAAUUGCCACAGACACACGAUUACGUACACACAUACUCACACACAUACUCACUCACUCACUCACGCACGCACGCACGGCACACACCCAAACGAAACGCACCAUGCACAAACAAAAACUACCCCGCGCAUCUCGAAAUCCAUCCGCGGCACGGUGCACAAUCCCCCUCCCCCCCCCAACACGGCAGGGUACCGAUGCCGUGGCGCGCGGUUGUCUUGUCCACCACGAGGCACCCAGCGCAAGUCAUUCCAACGAAUUGAUUCUCCGGUCUGUUUCGUUACGCUUUGUUUGCAUCAAACGAUGUGUAUCCCGCGGAAGGGACAGAUUUUAAAAAGGAAUAAUAGAAUUACUUUGUA
Molecule: messenger RNA, 3230 nt
Organism: Pseudo-nitzschia multistriata
Lineage: Eukaryota; Bacillariophyta; Bacillariophyceae; Bacillariales; Bacillariaceae
Source: the annotation of a GenBank genome assembly